This is a messenger RNA of Pseudovirgaria hyperparasitica, 744 nucleotides long. RefSeq names its product Sm-like ribonucleoprotein. The coding region runs from base 139 to 438 and encodes 99 amino acids. Lineage: Eukaryota; Fungi; Ascomycota; Dothideomycetes; Acrospermales; Acrospermaceae. Gene Ontology annotation, cellular component: U6 snRNP; precatalytic spliceosome; U4/U6 x U5 tri-snRNP complex. The record is from RefSeq and is a predicted model, not a curated record. Gene Ontology annotation, molecular function: RNA binding. Gene Ontology annotation, biological process: mRNA splicing, via spliceosome. The transcript has 3 exons.
AGCUACCUACGAAAACUACGCGCGCUGGAUACCUUACGCAUAUAUAGUGUUGUACUUUGGCUGCUCCUCAAAUUUUUCGGUUCUUCACUUGCCCUUUGUCCCUAUACUCGAACAAAUCCUCUCUACUAGAACCGCGACAUGUCUCAAAUGCUCAAAUAUGUCGACAAAAAGGUCUGCCUGAUCAUCACGGAUGGCCGCAACCUUGUCGGGACCCUCACCAGCUGCGAUUGGCAGGGCAACAUCAUUCUGUCCGAUACCGUCGAGCGCAAGAUCACUCCUGCGGAAUGGGGACAGGACAGCGAGGAGAUCGCUAUGGGCGUGCUGCUCGUUCGAGGCGAUACUAUAGUUCUGUGCGGCCUGAUCGACGAGGAGAGAGACGAGAGCAUCGACUGGACCAAGGUUCAUGGCGAUAUCAUUGGCACCACGAAGAGAACCUGAAAAGAAAGGCGCUGUGGUAUCGGACAUUUGAAAAUAUCUAUGGGCAUGAACUAGCUGACAAAAGCUCGCGAAGUUAUCUACCUUGGCCACCAUAAUGAUAUGAUAUAAGCCGCAUUGAGCGCGCUAUGUUGGCACCGGAAGGAAAGGUUGGGGAAUAUGGCCGGGUGUAUGUUGCUAUAAGCAAAGAAUGCGCAUGAACACGAUCUUGCUCUACAUGAAGCUCUGUCACCCCGUCGUCAACCAUAUGAACGAGUCAAAGCUCGACGGAGCCAGGUCUGAAUAUAACUCUUUGGAAUUGAGGAUCCG